Pyricularia grisea is the source of this 1158-nucleotide messenger RNA. RefSeq lists its product as uncharacterized. The coding region runs from base 1 to 1158 and encodes 385 amino acids. Gene Ontology annotation, molecular function: hydrolase activity, hydrolyzing O-glycosyl compounds. Gene Ontology annotation, biological process: cellulose catabolic process. The record is from RefSeq and is a predicted model, not a curated record. The transcript has a single exon. Lineage: Eukaryota; Fungi; Ascomycota; Sordariomycetes; Magnaporthales; Pyriculariaceae.
AUGCUCUUCUCCUCGGUCCUGCUGGGCCUGACGGCCACCGCCGGCGUCAGCGCCAUGCCGCGCAACCGCGCGUCGUCACCCCCGCGGCAGAUGAUGCGGCGGCAAGAAGGCGCCAACCCGUUCGAGGGCAAGAAGCUGUUUGCGAACCCGGAGUGGGCGGAAAAGGCCGAGCCGGCGCUGGCGCACUACGAGUCCGUCGGCGACGCGGGCAACGCGGCGCGCGUGCGCAAGGUUCAGCAGACGGGCAGCUUCGUCUGGGUGUCCAACAUCGCAUCGCUGCCCAACAUCGACGCGGCCAUCGAGGGGGCCCGGGCCGCCAAGGAGGCCACGGGAGAGGACCAGAUCGUCGGCCUCGUGCACUACAACCUGCCCGACCGGGACUGCAGCGCCGGCGAGUCGGCGGGCGAGCUGGACUCGACCAAGGACGGCCUGCGGCUGUACAAGGAGACGUACGUCGCCCCCUUUGCCGAGAAGCUCGCCGCCGCCACCGACCUCACCUUUGCCGUGGUGCUGGAGCCCGACUCGCUGGCGAACCUCGUCACCAACAUGGGCAUCGAGUUUUGCGCACAGGCGGCUCCAGUCUACGAGGAGGGCAUCGCGCACGCCAUCAGGUCGUUGCAGUUUGACCACGUGCACCUGUACCUGGACGCCGCUCACGGCGGCUGGCUCGGGUGGGAUGACAACCUGGCGCCGACGGCCAAGGAGUUCGCCAAGGUGGUCGGCAUGGCGGGGGGAAACUCGACGGUUCGUGGAGUCGUGACCAACGUGUCAAACUACAACCCCUUCAUCAUGCCCGAGCCGCUCGAGCCCUACACCGAGUGGUCCAACUCGUACGACGAGUCUCACUACGCCCUGUCGCUGGCCCCUCACCUCGAGGCCGAGGGUCUGCCGUCCCGCUUCCUCAUCGACCAGGGCCGCGUCCACCUGCCAGGCGCUCGUAAAGAGUGGGGAGAGUGGUGCAACGUUGAGCCUGCUGGUUUCGGAAUCGCCCCAGGUACGCCCGUCGAGAACCCUCACGUCGACAGCAUCGUCUGGGUCAAGCCUGGUGGUGAAUCUGACGGCGAGUGUGGAAUGGAGGGCGCCACUCGUGCUGGGGCUUGGUUCGAGGAGUACUUUAGGAUGCUUGUUGAGAAUGCGCACCCUAGCCUCGAUGCCUAA